AUGAUCUUAAAACAAAUUUCCGUCUUUCUCGUCGCGACGUUGGCUGCGCUGUCUAUUGCAGAUGUUCACUCCCUUUUACGCAUCCCUCUAGUUGCCAAGAAGAAGCAACGCAGUACUCAGAACCUGCUACAGUAUCACACGCAAUCAAGCGAUGACAAUACCAUUGCAGUGGAAGUAAAAAGCGUUCUAAGCAGCCUUAGCACUUUCCAAGACUAUAAAAACGACAGUAAGAACCUGCGUGUGCAGGACGUCCUACAUAAUGUGCAGGAUCUACAGUCUCAGGGGCAUGUACCAUUGGAAAAUUUCAUGGAGUUUCAAUUUUAUGGUCCUAUUGCCAUUGGAACACCUCCACAGGAAGUUCUCGUGUGUUUUGACACUGGAUCUAGUGACUUGUGGGUCCCUGGGAAUAAAUGCAAAGAUUGUGCAGGUCAAGACAGGUUCAAUCACUCGGAAUCCAGCACUUUUUAUGAAUCCAAGACACAUUCUGCCUUUGCUGUCCAAUAUGGUAGUGGCAAAGUAAGCGGGCAUUUUGGGAAUGAUGUGGUCCACAUUGCCCAAUUUGAUGUACAAGACGCAAAUGUUGGGAUUGUCCGGAUCGAGGAAGAGUCCAUGGCUAGAAUGAAAGCAGAUGGACUAUUGGGUCUGGGUUUUGAUGGUCUAUCGACAUUCUCCCAUCCACCGCUCUUUUUUGCUCUAUUGGAACAAUAUCCAGAGAUGGAUGCAGUCUUUGCUUUCUAUUUGAGUCCAGACCCAAAUACGAACGGGUCGGAAUUACAUUUGGGAGGACACGACAAAGAAUUUAUGACGUCACUGCAAGCCUCAUGGCAAAUGACAGAUGUGCUACCUCAGUUUGGACAAUGGACGUUCUGGAGGAUCCAUCUUCAUAGUGUCAAUGUAGGAAAGCAUAGGAAUGCAUGUACAGAGGGAUGUGUGGCUUUUGUGGACUCUGGCACGUCACUCAUUGGUAUCCCAGGAACACUGUACUUGAAUUUUUUGUAUGAAGUAGCGACGUUCGCACAGAAUCAGGGAUGUUACUGUGGAUUUGUGCAGUACGGCUUUCAGUGCUUUCUGUGUGCACCGGAGGACUUCCCGCCGUUGCGGUUUGGCGUAGGAGGACAGCAUUAUUACGUACUGGAAGGGCCUGAUUACACACUUUGCGUUGGAUUGACGUGCAUUGUGCUGGUACAGCCGAGUGGACAGGAAAUGUGGGUGCUAGGUGACGUGUUUAUGAAGAAAUUCUACUCACUUUAUGACGUCGAGAAGAAAAGAAUGGGCUUUGCGUGUCCGGCCGACUCGAUAUUGUGCGGUGUGGACACUCAAGAUGGUACUGUGAGCAACAAUGGCAACGAUCUGCCGCUAUCGCAGCCGUCAUCACCGUUCUUCGAAAACAGCUUCAACAUGUACGACAUGGACACUCACGCCGUAUUGGUGCUGUUCUUGUCGGGUCUGUCACUUGUUGGCUCGGUCUUCAUUGUGUCCUCUUUUGUGCAGUACCCGAUUUUGAGCAGCUUCCGCUCGUUCUCGCUAUUCUUCUGGCUUUCGGUGUGCACGUUGGGCUACAACUUGACUUUGUGGAUUGCAGGAGUGUGGCGGGCCCACCAGAUGCAUGUAUUAUUCUGUGCUUUGCUCAAAAGCAUGCAGCAGUUUUUUGGUACCGCUAUUUUGUUGUUCAGCGCUGCAGUUGGUUUGGAGCUGAUUCGAGCAAUACGCUGGACUCACUCCAGUACCGUGGAGUACAAACUGGUGUACCAUGUUGUCAUCUGGUGCUCUGCUGCGUUCACGGGAGCAUUCUCAUUGUUCACGGGACUAAUUGGUUUUCUGCCGGAUGGAGCUGGCCCAUGCCGAGCAUGCUUCGUGGGCCAUAGCCCCGGCUGGGCUCGCGCCUUCCUGUUUUACUUGCCAGCGGCACUUACAAUUACGCUUGCUGGACUGGCAGUGUAUCUUUCGACCACCAGAUCUACUGGGCAAUCACUCCCUCACCAAGCAGAACGUGCACGUCGUAGUAGCGGGCAAUUGCUAUCCAGCUGCGUCGCUACCAUUGCUGCACUCUUUCUUCCGACUCUAUUUGGCUGGCUGCAAGCGUUCGGUGUAGACUGGGUCAGGUCGAGCUUUUUUCUGUAUCUUUCAGAGCUAUGCUUUUACUCGCAAGGUCUAUUAAACGCGCUUGCUUGGGCGUUCAACCCGUCGUAUCGUGUCGCACGAUACCGCGGCAACAACACCACUGGAGACGAGGGUGUGCGUCUCAUGGCGCCAAAUUAA
This is a messenger RNA of Peronospora farinosa, 2259 nucleotides long. The record is from the annotation of a GenBank genome assembly. NCBI's taxonomy places the organism in Eukaryota, Oomycota, Peronosporomycetes, Peronosporales, Peronosporaceae.